Messenger RNA from Mauremys mutica (yellowpond turtle), 2151 nucleotides. Its product is annotated as syncytin-B-like. The record is from RefSeq and is a predicted model, not a curated record. The coding region runs from base 417 to 1835 and encodes 472 amino acids. The transcript is spliced from 4 exons. NCBI's taxonomy places the organism in Eukaryota, Metazoa, Chordata, Testudines, Geoemydidae.
GAAGGUGCAGAGAAAAUCUGGAGGCUGCCAAUGAGACAUGUGCCCCAUCAUGAUAGGUGCAAUACCAAUCACAAAGCACCUAAUAUGAGAGUACCAGUUCUCUGUCAGCACUUGUUACACAGGACCCCCGACUCAUCGGCUGGCUUAGCCUUGGUGCACCACGGCGCAACGCGCUCCCUCAUUGCUGCAGUAUUACAACACAUCCGAACCCACAAACCGACCCUUUUUAUCUAGAGCCCAGCGCCAUUAUAGACAGACCGAGCCCCUUCCGGCGCCGAAGGUGAUAUAUCGCAAGCUGCCAGGACCAGAGUGGAGCCUGCCCGUGCCGCUCAUUACCUGGGGCCGGGGCUACGCAGCAGUGUCAACUGAAACCGGCCCUGUGUGGGUUCCCGCUCGCUUUGUGAAGCCGUGGAGAGAUGGCCUGGCAUCAGGGGCUAAAGAAUCCCAUUCCGGACUUCAGUCUAACCCUGACGGAUAGGGUGGACAAGAUUGACAAGGCCCGAAAGCGUGGCACACCUAACACUGCCAUAACUUGGGGGCAGGUCAAAGCUUUAUUACGGCAGGCUGAACAUGUAUUAGAGCAAACUAAGGCGGAUAAGACUACAGAAAACUACUUUCUUGCGCUAAUAGCCAGCUUAAAUGCUAAUUCUCUUUGCUGGGUUAUGUAUAUUUGGGUGACCGUUCUGUGUUUGCCGCAAGGUGUUGCAGCCCCUCUCCCUUCCACCAAUGUGUGGGAGACAUUUAUUCACACCUUGAAUCAGACAUCCUUUUGCCUCUCCCAGCAAGUUACGGUGGGAGAGAUUUUAGGUACCUGUCUGAUUCCUGUAUGCCAUAAUCCUAAUGAUGUUGAAAAUGCUACUUGGUUUUAUUCUAGUCUGGGGCCAAAUUCCACUAUUCAUGGCUUGGGUUAUGCUGGCUAUCAUAAUUGGGGACCCCAAACACCUCGUAGACCUAGGAAUGCGCUUGCCCUUCGAACCCCAUAUGCAGCCACACAUAACAUAACCUGUGCCCGCAUGACUAAUUGUACCAUGAGUAAUUGUAAGCAUUUUCCUGCUCCAGCAAUGAAUUGUUCUGCUGUGACAAAUAUCUCUUAUCUAUACAAGCAUGUACAGCUGCCAAAUGGGUGGUUUUGGACAUGCUCAGGAUAUACUUUCAAUUAUAUGCCCGCCAAUCUUAGUGAUGGCACUUGUUGUUGCCUAAGCCGACUUGCACUCAUAUUACCAACUAAAAGGCAACUGUUAAAUACUUCGCGAGUUAGUCGCAGUCUUCCUUUAGAUGCUUCCUGUGAUAGCCGUGUACAUUUACUUUCAAAAACUGAGACUGUCGCUUUGGCUGUUUCUCUUGUCGGGGUCCCCGGGUUGGCCACAGGAAACAGUAUGCGAAUCAAUGGUUUAGCUUGUGCAGCCACUAAGGCUUUGAAUGCAACAUCUACCGCUAUAGCCCUUCUUAAUGAUGACAUCCGCCAUGGGGUAUUGCAAAAUCGAGCGGCUAUAGAUUAUUUACUUAUGCUGCAUCAUUAUGGAUGUGAAAAGGUUAAUGAUAUGUGUUGCUUUAAUAUUUCUGAUCAUCAUCAUUCAGUUGAAAAUCAACUCAAGAUAAUUAAAAAUUUAACAGAUCAAAUCAGAUACAAUCCAGACCCCUUCUCGGGAUGGUGGGAUUGGCUCUCCUCAUGGCUUCCUAACACUGGGUGGUUGCAUCAGCUUGUCACCUUUGGGGGACUCACUGUACUAUUACUCGUGCUGUUUUGCUGUGGCAUUCAGUGCGUCCCCUCAUUUGUUUCUCUCUUCAUUAAGGGCUGUCCAUGGACUAGCCCGGAGCCCCCCCGAAAGUAUUAGUCAUAGUUAACAAAACAAAAGAGAGGGAGAUGUAGGUACAGUGUAGGUACAAAUGUUGGCAAGCCACGUUGUCCCUGCACUGAACCAUACAUUAGCACAGUAUAGUAUGCACUUUCUGCUAUGCUAGCUUAGUCACACAAGACAAUGGCCCGGUGAGGGAAACCAGCCUUAACCAAUCAGAAUGAAGUAAACAGGUGUAUCAAUCAUAUAGUAAUAAGUAACCUGUGUGAUGUCAAUCAUGUAAUACUGAGUAACCAGUCUGUAAGAAAGAGAAUAAAAGCAGCGGUCCGGGACUAUCCUGAGACGCCUCACUGCA